CAGAAAUAAAAUCGAAUUUUGCAGUGAAAAGGUCAUCAGGUCUACGAUUUAUUGCAAAAAUUGUUACAUUUUGCUUUAAGAAUAGUUUUAAUUAUAGUCUGAAUUCAGUUUUGAUUGAAUUAUGGAUCCUGACACUGCACUCGAUAGCUAUUUGGGCAAAGCGGUCCACCCAAGUAAUACCGAUUUAGAUAUUUCGGCAAUUGAUCAAUUUUGCCUUACUUUGAAAAAGAACCCCAGUUUCAUGCACAGGGCCACACAGCUGCUUGCGAAACGUAUCCAAUCGAGUAGCACAAAGGAAGCGUUAUUUACUCUAGAGGCUCUAGAGGAAUGCAUGGAAACCUGUGGUAUAGAGUUCAGGUCGGAAAUUAAUAAAUUUCGUUUUUUAAACGAAUUGAUCAAAUUAGUUUCUAGAAAAUUUGAUGGAGAUAAAACUCCGAGAGAAGUUUCUGAAAGGAUUCUUAAUAUUUUAUUAACAUGGACGAAUAAAUAUGAAAGCUGCAAUAAAAUUCAGGAAGCAUAUAAUUUGCUUAAAACUCAAGGAAUAGAGCACCAGCCACAGCAGAACGUAGUAGUAAAGAGUACGCCCAAGAGUGAUUCCCGUGGGAGUUUGGAGGAUAGCGAACUCGCAAAGCUCCGAAAAUUGAUUAAUAGUUCAAAGCAGGAGGAUCGCGACAUGGCAAAUCUACUGAUUCAGAAUUUUUAUCGCGAUGACGAAAGACGAACACAGAUGAAGGCUCGUCGUCUAUCUGAACUACAAAAGGUGUCGGAGAAUACCAAACUUCUUGACGAAAUGCUUUCACAAUAUCGAGCUGAUGAGAGUUCAGAAGAAGAGCUAGCCAUAAUUAGAGAUAUUUUCCAAUCCUGCGAAGGAAUGCAUCCAACAAUUAUUCGCCUAGCAGAAGAAACACAGCACAGUGAGGGGAUGUUAGAUCUAUCUCACACGAACGGAGCAAAAAAUCUAGCUAAAUUUUGGACUCUAGCUCGCGAUUUUGAAAAAAUUUUCGAGGUUAACGAUAAUCUUACCCAGGUGUUGGAUAAGUAUCGACAGCUAAUACUGAAUAAUAAUAAGCAAACCGGACGGAAGUUUGAUCCGUCUCCCACAAAAUCAUCGUUACCUUCUAAAUCUCAGUCAAACGCUUCGCUCGAAACAUCAUACACAGCAAACGUGGUUGGAUCGGAUCCACUUGAUACACUAUUCGAUAUCUCUACGAUUCCUUCGAAUAGUGAUGCGGCACGAAGUACUUUCGAGGAUCUCAGUGAAAUAUUUUCUACGUCUGUCAGCACAGACGAAUCACAUAAAAAAUCUGAUUUGUCGUCAUCAAAAGCUGCUGCUCUGAAUACUGAAACCAUUCUGACUCCAGUGAUGAUCAACAAUGGUCCUGCACCAAGUAAUAUUUUUCCUGGUGUUUCCACAACCACUAAUGGCCUCAACAAAUAUCGUGAUCUAAACAACUUAUUACAGACUAAUAAUGUCAAUGGGAAAAUGGAAAAUUCUCCAAAAACAACACCAACCAAUAUUGUAGAUAGAAGAUCUGUAAGUUUAAAUACUAAAUCUACUAUAGUAGAGUCAUCUGCUAGUACAGAGAAAUCUAUUCCGGGUCUGGAUUUACUGGUGAGCGGUAUGAAGUCCACACUACUGUCCAACAACACGUCAGCGGAAUCCCAGGACGAGCCUAUUUCCGACAGAAUUCAUGCAAUUGAGGUGGACGAUAUAUUAUUGGAAACCGUUGCUCAUGAAGUUCCACAAUCUUGCAUAAAUGCAGCGGAAGAUUCUCCAGUAUUGAUUUCUGUAAAGCCACAAUUCAAAUCGUUAGCAGAGAUUGUAAUUGAUUUAGACAAUAUUCAGCCUAGUCGGGAACCAUCGCGCACCGUUUGGGAUGAUAAAGAAGGCCUUCAAAUUACGCUGAAUUUCGCAAAGGACCAUCCUCGGUCGGACGUGUCUGUGAUUGUAAUUUCCACCAUCAACCAGGGUCGGGUCGAAAUUCCGGAGUUCCAUUUCGAUGCAAGUGUUCGAAAACCGUGCAAACUUCGUCUAUUGCCAGCUUCGGGCUCUAGUCUUCCCGGUACUAAACCUUUCCGUCCACCUGCUGACGGAAUCACACAGGUUCUUCUGCUGGCCAAUCCUAACGGAGAACCAGUCGAUCUGACUUGUAUACUUAACUACUGUGUGGGUGACGAUCCGGAUCCAAUUAAAGAGUCAAUCGUUAUAACUGGUGUACCAUUCACUAGAGAAUAGUACGGCUGGAUUGGGAUUGGUAGAAAAAUCACAAAUCAUAGAAUUCAGCAAACCUCAAAUCAUUUGAGAAGGCUAUAAAUGGCAGCAUGUGAUGGAUUAAAGUGAAGUCGAAUCAAAUUCAUGUCUAAGUUCUUAAUAACGAUUAUUUUGGCAUAUGUUCUUGUAAAAUGCAUUUAGCUUCGAACGAUUGUUUAUUGUUCUUUCAAGAUGUAUGUUUAUAUAUACAAUAAUUUGGUAGCUGUAUAUUAUGUGUUGUCACGAGUUCAUUUUAUUCAUUUUGAUAAUACACUAUAAUAGUUAGGUGCAAAUAGGAAAGAUUACAUUUGAAA
Malaya genurostris is the source of this 2565-nucleotide messenger RNA. RefSeq names its product ADP-ribosylation factor-binding protein GGA2 (gene Gga). The coding region runs from base 122 to 2236 and encodes 704 amino acids. The transcript is spliced from 7 exons. Gene Ontology annotation, cellular component: trans-Golgi network. Lineage: Eukaryota; Metazoa; Arthropoda; Insecta; Diptera; Culicidae. Gene Ontology annotation, molecular function: ubiquitin binding; phosphatidylinositol binding; small GTPase binding. The record is from RefSeq and is a predicted model, not a curated record. Gene Ontology annotation, biological process: intracellular protein transport; vesicle-mediated transport.